UUUUGUCUCUCUUCUCUCUCACUUAGAAUUGUUUGAAAUAUGAUGAAAUUCUUGCUGAUAACAUUAUUCUCCCCUUAUUGUAUGUUCCACUCUUUGGGUGGUGAUUCCUUAGUGGAUGUUAAUUAAUAUAGAACCGUAAUAAUUUGUUUAUUGUAAUAUCAGUUUCUGAAUCGAUUGAGGGACACUUGUAUUCAAAUUUUUUAUGCAUAGUUACCAACAUUUUUUAUUCGAAUGGGACCGAGAUGGAAAGGGAAAGAUGCAAAAGCCAAAGAAGAUUCAGAAGCUGAAGCACAGAAAGAGCCCAUGUCAAAGAUGAUAUCUCAGCUUCAGUCUUCUCUAAUUCAAUCAGAUGCUACUGUAUUUCUCUCUGGUAACAUUGUCCGGGUUGCAGUUGAAGCAGAACAAACAGAUCUCUUUGUUAAAGCGUGCUUUGGUCAACCAGUGAGCACAGUUGAGAAGGACAAAAAGUGGUUUCAGUUAGGUUUGGAAGAAGCCUUUUACCUUUGUUAUUCACUGAAAUGCAUUAAAAUUAACGGCAGUGAUAGCUGCUCCCAAGAUGAUGAAGAGCUAUGUCAUUGCAUGAAAUCCAGGAAAAAAGCAUUCUCUUUUUUCUACAAAGGUUAUUCUCACCUUCGAUUGAAAAAUUGGGUAGUGAGGCCUGGAGCUCAGUAUGGUGUGGACUUUGUUGUCUAUCGCCAUCAUCCAGCUCUGGUCCAUUUUGAGUGUGGGGAACUUGUUUUAUCAGGUGGGGAUGAUAAUGACUGUAAUGGAAGAUUGAGAGAGUGGUCUGAUUUUCACUGCACAACCUGACUGCUUGGCAGUGUUGCAAAAUCUUGUUGGUUCUGUACAUCUGUAAAAAUGGUAUUAAUGAUGACCCACCUUCAUGCUUGGCAAAAUAUACGGUAGAAGAACGCACAAUCACUAGAUGGAGCCCUCAACAAUGCCAUGAAGGAUGAAGGCUGUGUAAGCAUAUAUAUGUUAUAGAAACAGAUAAGAUGUGCUGUAUACAUACAUACAACAACAAUAAAGUUUUAUCCCACUAAAUAGAGUCAGCUACAUGGAUCGCAUCACGCUAUUAAGCUCUAUCCAUAGCCAAAUUUUUGGAUAUAUUGUUAAUUAAAAGAUCUCACUUACUCAGUGACUUCAUUAAGUGUUGUCUUUGACCUUCCUUUACUCUUUUUUAGAAGACCCUAUACCGUUUGAUCAACUCUUCUCACCGGCAUAUCCAAAGGCCUUCUUUGCAAGUAACCAAAUUAUCUCAAACGGUUUUGCUGCCAUUUUCUCAUCAAUACUAGCCACUUCAACUUUUCCACAUAUAUGUUUAUUACGAAUCUUAUCUUUUUUUGUAUGACUACACAUUCAUCUCAAUAUUUUCAUCUCGGCUAUUGUCACUUUAUGUUUAUUAAUAAUUGUUUAAGCCAAUUAUAUGAAAAAAGUUAUAUAUGUGGUCUAUUUUUGAGCAUAUCUUGGCACAUUCAACCAAAAAUUUUAUGUAGAGAGGGAUGGUAGUUGCUGAUGAUUUUGAAUUGCCAAGCUCAAUCUGUGAUAAAACUUGACCUGAUCCCUCUGUUGUGUGUUGGAGCAGUAGGUGCUGAUGUGCUGUGAUCAGAAUUCAGGUUUUAGGUGGGCCCCACCCAGCCUCAGGUAGAGCUGUUACUAAGGGUUGGUCCAGCUCUAAAGGGCUGGCCCUUGAAAGAGCUGGCUUUUUAGAGCCCGUAUACUAUAAAAUUAUCAUAUUAUCAAGGUCUAUCCUCAAAUGGAAGAAAUGAGGACACAAGUCUGGAACCUAAGGGUAGGUAGCUGCAAAAACGGAAUCGAAGAAGGGGGAGACUACAAUUAGUGUUCUAUUGGCUGCUCUUUCUUUUAGUUUGAUUAUGGUUUUGAAUGUUGAACUGAUUUGUGUUGAACUGUGAUUAGAUACAGUCAGUGCUCAUCAAUGGAUUCCUUAGUGAGGAGACUCAAAACUUGUGCUUUGCUCAAAACUACUUCAAUCUCGUUCAAGCCUUUAUGCCAGCAGAUAUCUAGACCUCCAAGCAUUCCUUUAAUCCUGUUAUAGUGUGUAGUUGGUUCUUUGGCUUAUAGCAGUACCCUAUCAAACAUUUGCCACCAUUUUCUUUUUUCAGACCUCCACAUGUACUUGUCCGUUGUUGUUCUUUGGUCCUGAAACCAGCAGCUUGAAUUUUGCAUUCUGAACUGUCUGUU
Molecule: messenger RNA, 2202 nt
Organism: Neltuma alba
Lineage: Eukaryota; Viridiplantae; Streptophyta; Magnoliopsida; Fabales; Fabaceae
Product: tRNA-splicing endonuclease subunit Sen2-1-like
Exons: 1
Coding region: 232-810 (192 amino acids)
Biological process (GO): tRNA splicing, via endonucleolytic cleavage and ligation; tRNA-type intron splice site recognition and cleavage
Cellular component (GO): tRNA-intron endonuclease complex; cytoplasm
Molecular function (GO): tRNA-intron lyase activity; nucleic acid binding
Source: RefSeq, a predicted model, not a curated record